Lasiosphaeria miniovina is the source of this 2031-nucleotide messenger RNA. RefSeq lists its product as uncharacterized. The transcript has 3 exons. Gene Ontology annotation, molecular function: serine-type peptidase activity. The coding region runs from base 69 to 1796 and encodes 575 amino acids. The record is from RefSeq and is a predicted model, not a curated record. Gene Ontology annotation, biological process: proteolysis. NCBI's taxonomy places the organism in Eukaryota, Fungi, Ascomycota, Sordariomycetes, Sordariales, Lasiosphaeriaceae.
AUGGAAUCCAGGUUCCUAAACUCUAUCAUUUUGCCGAUCUGAACAGCACCAGCGGACGGAAUGGAACCAUGCCUCGGUCCAUUGUCAAGAUCAACGGGGAGGACGCGGCCACGGUCAUUGAGCGACGCAAUGUCGUCUUCAGCGGCUACCAGGACCCGGACUCGCAGUGGAAUGCUGGCAUGCAGUCGUAUGCGUUCCCCGGCGCCACGACAUUCGUUGCCGCCUCGUCGGACCCUUUCGGCAACAACCUGACCAUCACGUACGACACUGGCGAGGUGAGAACCGAGGACAACUUUGCCAUUGUCCGGCCCGGAGCCAACUUCACGGGUGUCACGAAUGGGGAGGACUUUUAUAACCGCUUCUGUAAUCCGGAUCUGGCCCCGGCUGUGACGGCGGCGGCCGCUGCCGCCACCUCGACGUCGACAACAGCAACCCCCAGCUCUGUCACCGUGCAGGCGACUCCCGCGCCCACCAUCGAGGGCUACCCGUUCCCCGCCAUCCGAGACAAAGGCGCUAACGUCACCUCUGGCUAUUUCUUGAACGGGACGGGCUACGACGACGUGGCUGUUCUCGCCGUGUCGGCGUUUUCUCCCAACGGCGACAUCUCCGCCGUCGAUUAUCUUGUCGACUUCCAAGACACCGUCGCCAAGUUCCUCGCCGAGUGCAAGCAGCAGAACAAGAAGAAGCUGGUCAUUGAUGUGUCUGCCAACGGCGGCGGCUUCGUCGUGGCCGGAUACGAGCUUUUUGCCCAGAUCUUCCCCGACGCGCCCUUCUUCCAGGCCGACAACAUGCGCCUGACCAAGAGCCUCGCCCUGAUGGCCCAGACCUCGGGCCGGUUCCUCGACCAGAUUGCCAACUUCAACGGGAGCGGGAGCGAGGUGAACGUGGAGCAGGCCUCGGACGCGGCAGCGCGGACGCAGGCGCAAGCUUUUGCCAUUCUGCAGCAGAGCAGCAUCAUCAGCAACCUGGUGCCGGGCGGCGUGCUGACGCCCGACGGGCGGAACCUGACGUCGGUCGAUGAGAUCCUGGCGCCCGUCAGCCUCAUGGGCGACACCUUCACCGCGUACCAGGACGCGCCGCUAAACAUGACGAGCGCCGACUUCAACCUGACGGGCACCGGCACGCGGGCCAACCCGCCGCCGGCCGUGUUCGCGCCCGCCGACGUCGUCAUCCUCACCGACGGCACCUGCGGCUCGACGUGCACGCUGUUCUCGUACCUCAUGAUCCUGCAGGUGGGCAUCCAGACGACGUCGAUCGGCGGCCGGCCGCAGACGGGGCCGAUGCAGUCGGUGGGCGGCGUCGAGGGCGCGCAGAUCUUCUACUUCCAGGACAUCUCGGCGGCGGCGACCGCCACGCUAAUCCUCAGCCCGGCCAACAACGUGACCGACAGCGAGAUCGCGCUGCUCGACGAGGGCUACGCGCUGACGCGCGCCUUCAGCCCGACGAGCCCCGGCGCCGUCAACGGCAAGAACGCCUUCAUGCGCGGCAACGCCGAGAUCCCCAUGCAGUUCCUGUACCAGCCCGCCAACUGCCGCAUCUUCUACACCCAGGAGAUGCUGUACGGCCCUGCCGCCGUCUGGAUGCGCACUGUCGAUGCUACGUGGAACGACCCCGCCAAGUUCUGCGUUGCCGGCUCCCGCGUCGCGGUGAACAUGAGCGUCAUGCGCACCGACGGCCGCUUCUCCAUCAACGCCGAGCUCGCCAAGGACAGCGCCGCCGCGCCCGGCGCUGCUAACAGCAGCCUGGGCUUUGCCGUGCUGUUCUCGGCGCUGGUCGUGACCCUGCUGUGCAUGUGAUUUUGGGUCGAGAGCUGGUGGGUUAAGUCGGGGUGGAAUGGACGGCAGGGCGGGGAGCGGAUGGAGUCUGGAGCAACGGCAAGGAGCGAAGGCUUUCUUUAUUUUAUUUUGUUGCAUGUUCGUUUUUCCCGCCUUUCUUCAUUUAACUAGGUACCUAGGUAGGACUGUCUAGGGCCGGGGUAUCUAAAGACGCAAUGUUAGUCUAGGUCUUUCGUCCAUGAAUCAUAUCUUUUCA